CACGUGAUAGCCCCGGGUCUCGCCGCGGUGUUGGACUGCGCCAGACACUCCAGGAACUGAUUAUACAAAUCAUGUCCGACCCCAUAAAUUGUAUACGAUCACUGCCUACUCUCAAUUCCACACUUCCACGUUCCCUAAUCAUUCUUCCGACUUAUUUACGCGAACGCCACACGCUUGUCAGACCUCUAUUACGUCCUCCAUCUCGCAGGGAUAGGGAACCAGCAGUGGAUCUCUCGUUUCUGCAAGAUGGCCUAAGUUUAAAUGCCUUCCGAGAUGCAAACGACUACCCAUCCUCCCUUCGUACCGUUCCUCAGUAUUAGGAAAGAUGCCGUUGGACGUCUACGAGAAACACCCCGUAGCCCUGGCUCGGGAGAGGGCCAGAAAGGAGGCCAUGGACGCCGCACAAGAUGAGACCCAAGACUACUGCCGUAUCUGCCGUGGCGAGGCAUCCCCAGACCAACCGUUAUUUUAUCCUUGCAAAUGCAGCGGCAGCAUCAAGUUCGUCCACCAGGAGUGCCUCUUGGAAUGGUUGUCCCAUUCUCAAAAGAAAUACUGCGAGCUGUGCAAGACCUCCUUCCGCUUCACCAAGAUCUACGAUCGUUCCAUGCCCGCCACCUUGCCCUUCCCUCUCUUCCUCCGCCAACUUGCACGUCAUGCAGUGCGGAGCAUAUCUCGCUGGGUUCGUUAUCUCGCGGUUGCCGUGAUCUGGCUAUGCUGCCUGCCCUGGUGUAUACGACAAGUCUGGAGAGGCAUGUUUUGGCUGGCUGACGGAGGUUGGUUGAAUGAGGAGGAUGUACAGGCUGCUACACAGGUCGCUUCGAACGUGACAUCAAGCUGGGCCGCCGCAUCAUCUCAAGGAGCAAUUACGGCCAAUGUCACUGUCCCUGAAUAUCUCGAGAGGAUAAAGCUGGUCUUUCCACCUAUGCAGGUUUCGCUGGGCGAUAUUGCUAGGUUGUUCUUCAGCCAGGGUUUGAUCGGCAGACUUUUGCAACUUGUCUUCUCCUUUUUCAUACCGAACUUGAAACGAUAUGCCGGCGUCUCAGACCAGUCUAAUACGUCCGUUGCUUACAUGGUGCCCACGCGACCUCCAUCAAUACUUUCCGAUAUCCAAAUCCUGGCGAAUUGGUCGUCUUCCCCUACGCUCAACAACGCCACUGUCGAUGUUGUGGAAGGCCAGCUGAUUUGUAUCCUCUUGGUCACGGCGUUUAUUCUUGUUUUUCUAAUCCGAGAAUGGGUAAUCAACCAACAACUACCUGGACCCGACCUAGCCGAAGUCCCUCCACCAGCCCCAGUGGCGGAGGAUAAUCCACAACCUAUUCCAGGGCUAGUACCCCGGAACGAUGAUAAUGACGACGGUGACGGCAUGCAUGCGGAAGUUGGAGACCGGCGUCUUGUAUUGCACCGCGGUGAAAGGCCCAUCGCCAUACCGAGGCCAAGGCGAGCUAUAACAGACGAUAACAUCUUGAAUGUUGUCAAUCCUGAACAUGGCCUUCCGAAUCUACCUGCUCGAUCCCAAAGUUUGUUAUCCGCUCAAGAUUCGGAAAUAGAUCAUGGAGAGGCAGAUACUAUCGGAGAAAGCAGUGCGGCGGCAGACGACUUUGAGCCCAGGCUUUCCCCGCGACGGAGCGUGAACAACUCUAUCCUUGUUCAGAGAGACUUUGCGGUAUCACCGAGCGGCCAGGAUGCCAAUAUGACCUUCCCCAGGGAUUCCUUGGAGCUGCUUCGCAAUGAUGACGAGGGGACGACUCACCAAGAUGACGUGGUGCAGGCGGAAGACUCCUCAAAUCGCCUUACUUCUUCCCAGCCAGACCAUGCUAUUGUUCGAGACUUCGAGACAUCCUCUUCGAGCCCUUCGGAUACCUACAGCGCGGGUGAAGUUGGCGCGGAGGGCUCGACGAUAUCAUCUGAGGAGAUGAGAUAUCUGUUCGAUGUCCCUACUGGCUUGCCCACUGGCAAUGGAGAUAUGGGUAGGGAUAGCAGAGCCCUACUGACGCCGCACUCGAGCGAUCUGGACCAUCCCCACCCCACGGGCGAGGAUCAAGAUUCUGCAAACAACCAACCCCAAGACAGGCAAUCGCCAUCCACAGAGACAAGCAUGCUAGAGAAGAUAUCAGACUGGCUUUGGCGCACCGAUGAUUUUGUCGAGGCCCAUGAACACGUAGAUACUGCCACUGGCCGUUAUGCGCAAGGUGCGGAUGGUGAGGUCUUGGACGACGAGCUCCCAGAAGAUCCUUUUCCUUUUGUCCCUGACCACCACCAUGGCCUUUUCCAGGCUGAAGGGGCGGCUCCUGUACAGGGGCCAGUUGCUGAAGCGCGAGAGCCAAAUAUGUUCAUGGGUGUUGACCUGAACGACCCAAAUGCCGCGGAUGAUGUUGAAGAUCUCGAUGGCGUUCUCGAACUACUGGGAAUGGAGGGGCCCGUCUUUGGCAUGAUCCAAAACAUCAUCUUCAGUCUCUUCCUCAUUACAAUGACCUUGACAGCCAGCGUCUGGUGCCCCUACAUCUGGGGUAAGAUUGCGCUCCUCCUGAUGUCGAACCCGUUCGGUAUGCUUGUCAAGGCCCCGCUGUAUGUGCUGUCCAAAACAGCAGACAUUGUGUUUGACCUUGUCUUCUUCGUUGGGGGAUUUGCAGGGCUUGUCUUAAGCCAACCCAUGAAGAUCAUCAAAGCUAUGAGUCAGCCGAUGUUACCUAGCAUUGGCAAAGUGCUAAAUCCGGCUGUCAUCGAAGCGUUCUCGGUGGAUCUUAGCCAAAAAAGUUACGACCGCCUAGAAAGAACAUUAUCCGGCACGGUGCUUAAUCUGAAGCCGGAUCUGCCUACGUUUUCUAUGGUAUCUCACCAAGCUUUGAGAUCAUUCAAGCUGUCCUUUGUGCAUACAGGAGCCUGGGUGCUCUCCUCCGUCCUCCAGGUCCAGAAAUCUCUUUCCAAUGAUUCUCUCAGCUUUUCAGCGAUUCUUCGGUCCGGCGCGAACAUGCUGAGAUCCGCUCCAAACUGGGCAGCAAGUUUUUUCGCGCUCAGUUUUCAUAGCUUGAAAGAUUGGCGUAAAGAUCUGUUUGCUGCUCCGACAGCGAAUGCAGACGCACUGGAUUCCUCUCUGGUGAGAUGGAGCACCGAAGACCGGAUUCUUACCGUCAUCUUGGGAUAUGCCUUCUUCGCUGCUGCCGGCGUUCUUUUCCUUGAAUUGGCUCACAUCGUCUUGGGUCUUGGGCCAGAUGAGAAAGUCGAAGGUUAUUUUGCGGAUUGUCUUCGACAAGCGGGAGGAGUACUAAAAGUCAUCGUCAUUAUCGGCAUCGAGAUGUUGGUCUUUCCGCUCUAUUGUGGAUUGCUUCUUGAUGUGGCUCUUCUACCUCUCUUUGCCAACGCUACACUCACCAGCCGGAUCGCCUUCAUGGUCAGAGCCCCUUUUACUGGCAUUUUCAUCCACUGGUUCAUUGGGACCUGUUACAUGUUUCAUUUCGCCUUAUUCGUCUCAAUCUGCCGGAAGAUUAUGCGAACAGGAGUCUUGUACUUUAUCCGGGAUCCUGACGACCCGAAUUUUCAUCCGGUCCGCGAUGUCCUCGAACGACCAAUCCCGGCGCAAUUGGGCAAAAUUGCAUUCUCGGCGUUGGUUUACGGCGGCUUGGUUAUCGUAUGUUUGGGCGGGGUUGUCUGGUCGUUGGACUGGGUCGGUGGCAUCUUGCCCAUCCAGUGGGCGACGGCCGAACCAAAGUUGGCGUUUCCGAUGGACAUUGUCUUCUACAACUUCCUCCUUCCGUUUAUUCUGCGAAGGAUUGAACCGUCCAAAAAGAUGUCUGCCAUGUUCAAAUGGUGGUUUCGAGCAUGUGCCAGAGGGUUGAGGUUGACCCAUUUUCUCUUCGGGGAGGAACGCGAAGAGGAGAAAUAUAGCUCUUCCAAUGGUCAUCUCCGACGGUUGUUUGGAGGGAAGAGCGCGACAAGCCCAGUGCGAGAUGGUAUCUAUGUUCGAGCACCUGCGUCUGACUCUGUUCGGAUACCUAAAGGUCGGAAUGUGUUCCUCGAAGUCACGGAGCAAAAUGAACGGGUCGAUGGUCUCCCGGACUCGGACCUUGGCAUUCAUGGAAAGAGAGAUGAUAACUUUACCAAGGUCUAUCUUCCUCCAAGAUUCAGAGCCCGCAUCGCGGUGUUUAUCGUCUUGGUAUGGUUGUUCGCCGCCGCGACAGGAGUGACCUUUACAAUCGGGCCUCUGUUGCUGGGCCGGAAAGUUACUCAAUUUCUCUGUCAAUCAACCCUGCCGCCCAAUGAUUUGUACGCCUUUACUGUCGGCAUACACCUCUUUAUCGUUCUUGGCUACGCGAUGGCAUAUGCUCGGUCGAUAAAAGACUAUCUCAAGCAUAAAGUUCCAGAGUGGCUCGGUCCACAGUUGCUGUCCACGAUCCAAUAUAUCCUAGGACUGGCUUACUUGGGCCUGUACACGGCAGUGAUCCUCCCAUUUGUUUUGUCCUUGAUCAUGGAACUGUACAUUCACGUUCCUGUGUUCGAUUACCUGACAACUCAACAUGAACAGCGCACUUCAGUCGAUGGUUCCAGUCGACCAGUCGCCACGAUCUUUGUCGUCCAGUCGUGGACGAUCGGGCUGCUCUACCUCCGGCUGAUGAUGAGAUACAUCUUGCAUCGAACAGCCCCUGAUGGACGGGUAGCCACCGCUUUACGAGCCAUCACCCGCAACGGAUUUCUCAAUCCCGACGUGCGCCUGGCCAGUCGUGCAUUUGUGCUUCCCAGCACCAUGUUGUGCUUGGCGCUUCUGGGGGCUCCGCUGGUGUUUGCCAAAGUUCUUAUUGUUGUGAUGGGCAUUGAAGACCCGGACACUCGAUUGCAGCUUUACCGACUAGCUUACCCGGAUGUUCUAGGUCUGAUGGUGCUUUGGCUGUUGGCUGUUGGGUUCAAACGUCAGCUGGCAAAUUGGAAAGUCAAGAUUCGAGACGAGGUGUAUCUUAUCGGCGAGCGGCUACACAAUUUCCACGAACCAUCACCGCAUAGAACGACGAGGGGCAAGGGCAAGGAGAGAGCGGGCAAUGAGAGACCUGGCAGUCAGAGAGCUUUGUGAUGGAAAAGUUGCAUUUCAGUACACCAUUCAGUCUUUAGCAGCAUUGGAGGCGCAAGCCGGUUGAUAGAUUUUUGUAACGGCAUUGAUAAUGAGAUACCCCGUUCUAUCUUUCUGCAUAACAGAACGUGGAUGAGCUGUUGUGACUACUGUGCUGCUUGUCAUCGAUGCACUCUUUCAAGCAUGUCCUCCGCCAGCAGUGUGAGGAGGUA
Molecule: messenger RNA, 5268 nt
Organism: Exophiala dermatitidis NIH/UT8656
Lineage: Eukaryota; Fungi; Ascomycota; Eurotiomycetes; Chaetothyriales; Herpotrichiellaceae
Product: E3 ubiquitin-protein ligase MARCH6
Exons: 1
Coding region: 326-5059 (1577 amino acids)
Cellular component (GO): endoplasmic reticulum membrane
Molecular function (GO): zinc ion binding
Source: RefSeq, a predicted model, not a curated record